Molecule: messenger RNA, 360 nt
Organism: Pyrenophora tritici-repentis Pt-1C-BFP
Lineage: Eukaryota; Fungi; Ascomycota; Dothideomycetes; Pleosporales; Pleosporaceae
Source: RefSeq, a predicted model, not a curated record
AUGGAUGCGGACGCUGUACUGAAGCGCUUCGAAAACCGCCCUUCGCGACGAGAUCAUGACCUAGAACGUGGACACAGCAGCGGCAGCGAUACUCCCAAGAAGAUUACCAAUUCACUUGACGAACUAGUUGAGGAUAGAGCUAAAGCUCAAGCCAGCGAGCUGCUGGAGAGAAAGCACAGGAAGAAGCGCAAUACUCUAGACCUUCAGCAGCGCGAGGAGUACCACAGCGCUGGAGUUUUCUGGUCUUCAAGGAAACUCCACGAAGCUGAGGCGCGCAAGGCCGUGCAGCAGAGCGAAGCUGAGUGCGAACGACUCCAGAAAACUCACGAUAGAGAGCUGAAAGCGGCGGCAAACUUAUAA